AUGAAUUCUCAACAGCAUAACUUUGAACGUCUUCUAAGUGCUUCUAAUCUUCCAACUGGUAGAUUUCUAACCGAAAUUGCAGCAAAAAUUUAUGCCCUACGUGCUCAACGUUCUCAAGUGGAUAAACUUCAAAAGGCCGGUGUCGCCUUUUUCGAAGACCUUCCGAAUUAUGAACGUUUUGAACAAACACUUAAGGAACUUUCAAAACAGUUAAUUGCAGCGGAACAAGAACAGUUUGAUGCUUGGUGUCGGGAUAUGAUUGCACAUAUUGUAGAUGGGGGAGGAAAUGAUGGGGAUUUUAUUUCUUUACAGACAACUGGACGUUUAAUGGUCUUGGAAAGAGCACGUGGCAUUCUCACUGUUAGUUUCAGUGAUAGACUUGCUCGUUUGCUACGCGAAGUUUCACAACUCCAAUCUAUGGGAUUUAAAGUGCCAGUAAAAAUACUGGCUUGUGUCCAACAGGGAGAAAGAUUCUACGAAUAUGGAGUGCUUUUGAAGCAAGUUGCUCAUUUUUACAACACAAUAGAAAAGCAAAUGCUUCCAUGCCAACAAGCAAUGCUAUUAGAUGAGGCUUUGGCAUUUGAACAAUUAGUUGUACCAUCUUCUAAAUCUGGAGGAGAUAGAAAACAAAAAACAGCUGUUAAUUUAACAUGGGAAAGUCCAGAAAAGCUGAAGGGAUAUAUUGAACGUUUACGUGAAGCUGCCCUCCAAUUAACUAGCCAUAACCGUCGAUUACGGAAGGCACAUACUGAAAUUAUUCAAAAUAUACUUGAAUUGGGCGAAACAGAUUUACUACAAGAUGAAGAAAAAUGGAAUGCUAUUAUGCUCACUAUACGGCAAAAAUUUUUGGAAGAACAAAAUUUUGUUGCAGUUAAGGCAAAUAUGCAACCAUGGGCUAACCAUUUAAAUAAACAAUUAUAUAAAGUUUUACAACAACAAUUUUGUUGGGCAUUGGCUAAUUUACAGGCACUUCACCUUUUAUUUAAAAUAAUUAUUUAA
Messenger RNA from Meloidogyne enterolobii, 999 nucleotides. The record is from the annotation of a GenBank genome assembly. Lineage: Eukaryota; Metazoa; Nematoda; Chromadorea; Rhabditida; Meloidogynidae.